AUGCGAAAACCCUAUAACCAGUGGACCUUCGGUGCCUCCGAACUGGUCGGAUCAGACUGGGAGUCCGAACUUUGCAUCGGAAUCAUCAAGACCGAGGCAUGA
This is a messenger RNA of Chaetomium globosum CBS 148.51, 102 nucleotides long. RefSeq lists its product as uncharacterized. NCBI's taxonomy places the organism in Eukaryota, Fungi, Ascomycota, Sordariomycetes, Sordariales, Chaetomiaceae. The coding region runs from base 1 to 102 and encodes 33 amino acids. The transcript has 2 exons. The record is from RefSeq and is a predicted model, not a curated record.